Messenger RNA from Pristis pectinata (smalltooth sawfish), 2865 nucleotides. It is a transcript of the gene p3h2, whose product is annotated as prolyl 3-hydroxylase 2. The coding region runs from base 2 to 2062 and encodes 686 amino acids. The transcript has 15 exons. Gene Ontology annotation, molecular function: iron ion binding; protein binding; procollagen-proline 3-dioxygenase activity. Gene Ontology annotation, cellular component: endoplasmic reticulum. Gene Ontology annotation, biological process: collagen metabolic process. The record is from RefSeq and is a predicted model, not a curated record. Lineage: Eukaryota; Metazoa; Chordata; Chondrichthyes; Rhinopristiformes; Pristidae.
GAUGAUGGAGGGGGUGUUGCUGCUGCUCGGCCUGGCGCUGUGCCUCAGCGGCGGGGCGGCCAGCGACCAGCUGCUGCAGCCCUUCGACCUGCUGUACGAGGAGGGGAUCCGCGCCUACUACCGCAGCGACUGGCCGGGGGUGGUGCGGGCCAUGGAGGCGGCGGCCGACAGCUACCGGCAGCACCGGCGGCUCAAGGUGCACUGCCGGCUGGACUGCGCCGCCCGCCACGGCCUGGAGCGGCCCGGAGCCCCGCUGGUCGCCGCCGUCCUCCGCCGGGCGCACUGCAUCCGCCAGUGCGAGGCCCGCAGCCUGGGCCCCGCGUCCGUCUACAGGGUCAGCCAGGACACGGAGCACGAGUUCGAGCGGCGGGGGCCCUACAACUACCUGCAGCUGGCCUACUUCAAGCUGAACCAGCUGGACAAGGCUGCAGCUGCUGCCCACACCUUCUUCCUGGCCAACCCUGAGCACAUGGAGAUGAGGCAGAGCCUGGAGCGGUACAAGCAAAUGCAGGGUGUAGAGGAACGCCACUUCAUCGAUCGGGAAAUGCGGCAGUACAUGGAGGCCUUUAACACGGGGCUGAAGCACUACAACGAGGAGCAGUACGCCUUGGCCAUCACGUCAUUCGAGGAGGCUCUGAGGCAGUUCUGGCAGGCGGAGAUGGAGUGCCGCGCUUUCUGUCAGGGACCACAGGACUUCGAUGGGAACAGGCAGCAGUUGAAGGGUCUGCACCUUUACGAAAUCAUUGCAGACCAUUACCUGCAGGUGCUGCUGUGUGAACACGACUGUGUGAGGGAGCUGUCAACUCGAGCUGGCCGACUCUCGCCCAUCGGCAACUACCUGCCCAUGCACUACGACUUCCUGCAGUACUCCUACUACAGGGUUGGCAACUAUGAGAAGGCGUUGGAAGCCACCAAGUCCUACCUGCUGUUGCAGCCGACGGACGAGGACAUGCUGGAGAACCUGGAAUACUACCAGCUGAUGCUGCUGGACGUCCUGGACACAGACAGUGUCACCCCUCGCCAGGAGCUGCUGGGGUACAUGGAGAGGUAUCAGCUGGAGAAGGAGCUCCUGCAGUCACUCAGCGCUGAGCUGGAAUUCCCCUACGUGGAUCCGGUGAACUGGACUGUGUCUGGGCACAAUGAAGAUCAGGACGGUGUCGGCAGGCGGCCGGCAGCUGGGGCGGACCCCCUGAAGGCCCCGCAGAUCCCGGUCCAGAGGAGACGGGCCGAGAGGAAGGCUGACCGCCAGCUUCGUGAAGGUGGGCCGGUGCUCUUCAGCUACGUGAAGGUUGUCCAGGACUCGCAGCAGCUGAACGGGAGCCAGCGUGUGCUCCUUGACGAUGUGAUCACAGCCCAGGAGUGUCGGGACUUGUACCGUGUGGCCAGUAGCAUCGCCAUGGUGGGUGACGGCUACCGGGGGAAGAUGUCACCUCACACACCCAAUGAGCGCUUUGAGGGAGCCACUGUGUACAGGGCCCUGGCGUAUGGAUUUGAGGGCCGGAUCUCGCUGCACGGGGCCAAGUUGUUCUAUGACGCCAGUGAGAAGGCCCGUCGCAUCAUCCAGUCCUACUUCAUGCUGAAUUCCACACUCUACUUCUCCUACACACACCUGGUGUGUCGGACUGCCAUCGAAGGUCAGCAGGACAAUCGCAAUGACCUGAGUCACCCGAUCCACGCCGACAACUGUCUGUUGGAUCCCGACGCACAGGAGUGUUGGAAGGAACCGCCUGCCUACACACACCGGGACUACAGUGCCAUCUUGUACCUGAAUGGCGAUUUCGAAGGUGGCGAGUUUAUCUUCACGGAGCCUGAUGCAAAGACGAUCACAGCUGCAGUGAAGCCUCGCUGUGGACGGAUGGUGAGCUUCUCGUCGGGGGGUGAGAACCCCCAUGGGGUGAUGGCCGUCACCCGGGGUCAGAGGUGUGCCGUCGCCCUCUGGUUCACCCUCGACCCCCACUUCCGGGAGCUGGAACGGAUCAAGGCCGACGAGGUGAUGCAGUUAAUUUCUCUGCAACAGAGGCUGGACGACAAGCUCCCCAUCAAUCCUCGUGAUGAAUUGUGAAACCUCGGUUCAUAACCUAUUUAUUUAAAUCUCCUGGCCACCCCAGUAGAAUGUUCUAAUUUUCUGUACAAAUGAUAAUUUAAAUUGUUCAGAGAAAGUUUUUUAACUGUUACUCGUUUCCAGUCGAACCACAUCAGUCAGUUGUCGUUUGCCCAGAUUUGUCCAGAUACGUCCGGUCUGCGGUCGGGGUUCCCAAGGACGGGGCUCGUUCCUUGGGGUCCAGUCCAUGGACGGGGUCCGUUCCUCGGGGCCCUGUCCACAGACAGGGUCUGCUCCACCAAUGGGGUCUGGUCCUCAGACAGACCUGCUUCCUGGAUGAGACUAGUGAAGAUCCCUCUCCCCUUCCCCACAACACUGUAACUGGACGGACACACACACUCCCCACGUCCACAGGCUUCAGCUCCCUGUCACAGGAGCAGAUGCCUCCCACUGACUGGACACAGCUGAAGAAAGAACUUCACUCCAUCACUAACCGAAUUAUGCCAACCCUGUUCCAUCUGGGGAGUGUGUGAUGGGACGGUGUGGAGGGAGCCUCACCCUGUGUCAGUAUAGUCUGACUUCUAAAGCCCUGACAAUUUGCGGUGCCCACAUUGGUGAACGUGGUUCUGGACACUGGAAGUGUCCGCACUGACUUGCUGCACCUUAAGGAACACAGAAACCUCACCACGGAGACACGAGGCUCUGCAGAAUCUGGAGCAACACACGAGGUGCUGGAGGAGCUCAGCGGGUCAGGCAGCAUCCGUGGAGGGAAAUAAACAGUCGACGUUUCAGCCGAGACCCUUCAUCAGGACUGGAACAGAAGA